GUUUUCCGCUUCCUUCACGUUUCCGUUAAACGCUUCACAGACGCCGGGUUUAAAAUCCUGUUUCUGCAGCUGCUGGAUCCCGACGUGAGGAGGUUCGGUGGGUUCCUGGCUUCAGCGCAGGCGCCGAGAAGCCCCAAGUCGCGAAACAAAGGGUGACGCCAGGAGCCGUCGAGAUGGCGGCCCAGCCGGCGAGUAUGGGCCGGUCUAGCCCAGCGCCCCUGGAGAAAGAAGCAGCUUCGCCGGUGAGGCUGGAGGAGCCUGCCGCUAGCCUGGAGUCCCCAGAGGCCGCGGCGGCGCCCCCUGGCCCUGCAGUCCCCGCCGCCUUGCCCCCGUCCCCGGUCCGGCCCCCCGCCGCCCUCGAGGCCUCGCCCCCAGCCCCCGGCCCCUCGGGGGCCCGGCCCGGCCCGGAGACGUUCCGCCAGCGCUUCCGGCAGUUCCGCUACCACGAGGCGGCGGGGCCGCGCGAGGCGUUCCGCCAGCUCCGCGAACUCUCCCGCCAGUGGCUGCGGCCCGAGGUCCGAACCAAGGAGCAGAUCGUGGAGAUGCUGGUGCAGGAGCAGCUCAUGGCCAUCCUGCCCGAGGAGAUCCGGGCCCGCCGGCGAGGCCGCCGUGGAGAUGUCCGUAUCACGGGCUGACGCGGGAGCCCGAGGCCCCGCCGGCCGCGCAGGCGGCGAUGGUGACCCCGGGGCCGCACUGGGUCUCCCGGUACCGAGCUUGAAGCUUUUUCCCUC
Vombatus ursinus (common wombat) is the source of this 731-nucleotide messenger RNA. It is a transcript of the gene SCAND1, whose product is annotated as SCAN domain containing 1. The record is from RefSeq and is a predicted model, not a curated record. NCBI's taxonomy places the organism in Eukaryota, Metazoa, Chordata, Mammalia, Diprotodontia, Vombatidae. The transcript is spliced from 2 exons. Bases 174 to 635 code for a protein of 153 amino acids.